Messenger RNA from Cajanus cajan (pigeon pea), 1173 nucleotides. RefSeq names its product PLAC8 family protein. The record is from RefSeq and is a predicted model, not a curated record. Lineage: Eukaryota; Viridiplantae; Streptophyta; Magnoliopsida; Fabales; Fabaceae.
GGAAGAGAAAAAUAGUAUUGUGAUGUGGGGUUGGGUGGCGUUGACGCGGUCGAAAGAGUGGUAACAAAAAGAGGGGCUAGUUUAGAUUUAGAUAAUAAAACAAGGAGAAGACGACGCGGGGAAUCUCCGGUUUCCACCGACAUCACUUCCCAAUUCUCUGAUCUCAUUCUAUUCACCUCCAUGGCCGAUGACAAGCAACUCAAUCACGAGGAGGCAAGUCCUCUUCUCCACCAAGCCCACCCCAAAUCCCAGCCCUCUCUGCCCGAGACUCCCGAGUUUCUUCUCGGCUGGACCGCCGAUGGGCUCCCGCUAGGCCACGCCAGCGUCGUCGGCCAGCCCAUGGGCCGGGCUCCCUGGAACUCCUCCAUCUGCGCCUGUCUCGGUCAGAGCGAUCACUUCUGCAGCAGCGAUCUCGAAGUUUGUCUUCUUGGGAGUGUGGCUCCUUGUGUGCUGUAUGGAAGCAAUGUUGAGAGACUUGGAUCUGCUCCUGGGACAUUUGCCAAUCAUUGCAUGCCUUAUACGGGUCUGUAUAUAAUUGGGAAUUCCUGCUUUGGUUGGAAUUGCCUUGCACCAUGGUUUUCCUAUCCUAGCCGUACUGCUAUUCGAAGGAGGUUCAAUUUAGAGGGAAGUUGUGAAGCACUUAAUAGAUCAUGUGGGUGCUGCGGAAACAUUUUGGAAGAUGAGGUGCAGCGUGAACAGUGUGAAUCUGCAUGUGACUUGGCAACUCAUGUCUUCUGUCAUGUAUGUGCUCUUUGUCAAGAAGGUCGUGAGCUCCGUCGCAGGUUACCCCAUCCUGGCUUUAAUGCUCAACCAGUACUGGUUAUGAUUCCUCCAUCAGAGCAGACCAUGGGACGUGAGGCUUGAACAUAUUCUCUCUCAUCUUGGAAGUGCUAUUCGUGUGUAUGAUACUGUUGCCUCUAUAUAAUUGAUGUUGUUGAACCAUAUUGUGACUUUUUCUAAACAGUGUCCUGGCGUUUGAAUUUUUUUUUCUUAUAAAUAAGAACAUGAAACAUCAUUGUAUUUCUGCUUGUUUCCCUAUUGUUUUGUAUUACAUAUAGAUUUGAAUGAUAUGGGAGAAAAUUUCCCCUAGUGUCUAUGCGUAAUUGUUUAGUUCAACGAACUGAAUGAAAGGAUAUGUCACAUUGUGUAUAAUAAUUACUAUAUGGUUAUGUA